Molecule: messenger RNA, 2519 nt
Organism: Loxodonta africana (African savanna elephant)
Lineage: Eukaryota; Metazoa; Chordata; Mammalia; Proboscidea; Elephantidae
Gene: PIGS
Product: phosphatidylinositol glycan anchor biosynthesis class S
Exons: 12
Coding region: 44-1711 (555 amino acids)
Biological process (GO): attachment of GPI anchor to protein
Cellular component (GO): GPI-anchor transamidase complex
Source: RefSeq, a predicted model, not a curated record
GUGCAGCACCGCCCCUCGGCGGCUUGAGCAGCCGGAAGCGAGCAUGGCGGCCGCAGGGGCCGCCGCCACAGAUAUAGAGGUGGUCCGGGGCAAGCGCGCCGCUCUCUUCUUCGCUGCUGUGGCCAUCGUGUUGGGGCUGCCACUCUGGUGGAAGACCACGGAGACCUACCGCGCCUCAUUGCCCUACUCCCAGAUCAAUGGACUGAAUGCCCUGCAGCUGCGGCUCAUGGUGCCUGUCACUGUCGUGUUUGCCCGGGAGUCAGUGCCCGUGGAUGACCUGGAGAAGCUGCCCUUCACCGUUGUGCAUGAGAGAGAGAUCCCGCUGAAAUACAAAAUGAAAAUCAAAUGCCGUUUCCAGAAGGCUUACCGGAGGGCUCUAGACCACGAGGAGGAGGCCCUAUCGUUGAGCAGUGUGCAAGAGGCAGAAGCCAUGUUAGCUGAGCCACAGGAGCAACCAGAGGGCUCCCUGACUGUGUACGUGAUCUCUGAACACUCCUCUCUUCUUCCGCAGGACACAAUGAGCUACAUUGGGCCCAAGAGAACCGCAGUUGUACGGGGCCUGAUGCACCGGGAGGCCUUUAACAUCAUUGGCCGCCGCAUAAUCCAAGUAGCCCAGGCCAUGUCUUUGACUGAGGAUGUGCUAGCUGGUGCCCUGGCUGACCGCCUUCCAGAGGACAAGUGGAGCUCUGAGAAGAGGCGGCCUCUCAAGUCCAGCUUGGGCUAUGAGAUCACCUUCAGUUUACUCAACCCAGACCCCAAGUCCCAUGACGUCCACUGGGACAUUGAGGGGGCUGUCCAGCGCUAUGUGCAGCCCUUCCUGAAUGCCCUCAGUGCUGCCGGCAACUUCUCUGUGGACUCUCAGAUCCUUUACUAUGCAGUGUUGGGAGUCAACCCCCGCUUUGACCCAGCUUCCUCCAGUUACUACCUGGCUGCUCACAGCCUCCCCCAUGUCAUCAAUCCUGUGGAGUCGAGGCUGGGGUCCAGCGCUGCUUCCCUCUACCCUGUGCUCAACUUUCUACUGUACGUGCCUGAGCUUGCCCACUCCCCGCUCUACAUUCAGGACAAGGAUGGGACUCCAGUGGCCACCAACGCCUUCCACAGUCCCCGCUGGGGAGGCAUUAUGGUAUACAACGUUGACCCCACAGCCUACAAUGCCUCGGGGCUGCCGGUGAAAGUCGAGGUGGACAUGGUACAAGUGAUGGAGGUGUUCCUGGCUCAGCUGCGACUGCUCUUUGGGAUUGCUCAGCCCCACCUGCCUCCCAAAUGCCUGUUUUCGGGGCCUAAGAGUGAAGGGCUAAUGAGCUGGGAGCUGGACCGGCUGCUCUGGGCUCGGUCAGUGGAGAACCUGGCCACGGCUAUGACCACCCUCACGUCCCUGGCCCAGCUUCUGGGCAAGAUCAGCAACAUUGUCAUCAAGGAUGAUGUGGCAUCUGAGGUUUACAGGGCAGUAGCUGCAGUCCAGAAGGCAGCAGAGGAGUUGGCCACUGGACACCUGGCCUCUGCCUUCCUUGCCAGCCAGGAAGCUGUGACGUCCUCAGAACGUGCCUUUUUUGACCCCUCACUCCUCCACCUCCUGUAUUUUCCUGAUGACCAGAAGUUUGCCAUCUACAUCCCACUCUUCCUGCCUAUGGCCGUGCCCAUCCUCCUAUCCCUGUUCAAGAUCUUUCUGGAGACCCGCAAGUCCUGGAAGAAGCCUGAGAAGAUAGACUGAGCAGGGCAGAAUCUCAAUAGGAGCCCUUCUUUUCAGGCCAGGAUGGGAGGUGUUAGAUUGAGAGGCACAUAAAUCGGGCCUGCUGCGAAUGACCUGUUUCCAGCCUCUGUUGCCUUUCCAGCAACCGAAGUGCAAUACUCCAAGAUGGAUUCAUCUUCCCUUUCCAUUCCCCGGGCUCAGGUCUCCCUGCCUCCCCACUCCUCAUACUCUCCGGAGUGUCAUAGUAGCAUCACCUCGGUCUCCUUAUCUGACCUGAACUUGAAGAUACCUGACUACCUCCAGCUGGGGCAAGGACAGCUUGUACUUCUACCCUGUUUCUCAACAUAGCACACUCCUCUUGUUACCGAGAAGGCAGCAUGAGGGAAAGCCCUGGUUGGAUCCUUCCACCCUGCACAGUUUUCUCUAACCCCUCAGGGAGAGCCCCAGCACUGCUUUGCUGGAAGGGGCCCAGGCACAGGUCACUCGGGGGCUCCUCCCUUACGCCUCUCCUUCCUGGCUUGCUGCGCCUGUUGGGUACAGCCAGACAGACAGGAGUCCAGAAGGCAGCAGCUCAGGACUUGGUGCUGUGUGUGGCAGAGGCUUGGGCAGUAUGGUACAGUGGAGAAGGUUCCAGAGUUGAAAUCAAAAAGGCCUGAAUUCCUUGCUUCUGCAUUUAUCAUCUAGUGAGCUCCCUCAUUUGUUAAAAUGGCACUAAUGACACCUCCCUUAACAAGGUUGUUGUGCAGAUUAGAUGUGAUAAAUCAUGUGAAAGUGUCUGGCAUCUACUAGGCUCUCAAUAAACAUUGGUUGAAUAUGAAUUGAAAUGAUA